CACGGCGGCGGCAUGGAAGAUGAGACUGAGUUACCAGUAAGGCCAAGGACUCAGAUUCAGAGCAGGGUGCUGCUCCUGACCAUCUGUGCAGCUGGCAUCGGUGGAACUUUUCAGUUUGGCUACAAUCUCUCCAUUAUCAAUGCCCCAACCUUGUACAUUCAGGAAUUCAUCAAUGAAACCUGGCAAGCAAGAAGUGGCAAACCACAGCCUGACCACCUGAUUCUACUUGUAUGGUCUCUGAUCGUGUCUCUAUACCCUCUGGGGGGCCUCUUCGGAGCACUGCUUGCAGGACUCAUGGCCAUCAGGCUAGGAAGGAAGAAGUCCCUCUUAGUGAAUAACAGCUUUGUGGUGGCUGCAGCCAUCAUGUUCGGCUUCAGCCGCAAAGCACGCUCCUGUGAGAUGAUCAUGCUCGGAAGACUGCUCAUGGGAGUCAAUGCAGGUGUGAGCAUGAAUAUUCAGCCCAUGUACCUGGGGGAAAGUGCACCCAAGGAGCUUCGAGGAGCAGUGGCCAUGACCUCAGCCAUCUUCACAGCCUUGGGCAUCGUGACGGGGCAGGUGGUUGGACUCAGCGAGUUCCUGGGCAGCCGACAGGUCUGGCCUUGGCUGCUAGCCAGUUGCCUGGUACCUGGGGUCUUGCAGCUCACCACUCUACCCCUGCUCCCUGAGAGCCCACGGUACCUCCUCAUUGACUGUGGAGACACUGAUGCCUGUCUGGCAGCCAUGAAACGGCUGCGGGGCACAGGAGAUGUGACAGGGGAGCUGGAGGAGCUGGAGAAGGAGCGUGCCGCUUGCCAGGGCCAUCAUGCACAGAGCCCAUGGGAACUUUUACAGAAUCCCACCCUUCGGAGGCAGGUGACCAGCCUUGUGGUGCUGGGCAGUGCUAUGGAGCUUUGUGGGAACGAUUCGGUAUAUGCCUACGCCUCCUCUGUGUUCCGGGAGGCAGGAGUACCAGAGGAGAAGAUCCAGUACACCAUCAUCGGGACUGGGAGCUGCGAGCUGCUCACAGCUUUUAUUAGUUGUGUGGUGAUCGAGAGGGUGGGACGGCGGGUGCUGCUGAUGACGGGCUACUGCCUGAUGACCUGCUGGGGGAGUAUCUUCACAGCUGCCCUGUGCCUGCAGAGUUUCUUCCCCUGGAUGCCCUACCUGGCUAUGUCCUGCAUCUUUGCCUUCAUCCUCAGUUUUGGCAUUGGUCCUGCUGGAGUGACAGGAAUCCUGGCCACAGAGCUGUUUGACCAGAAGGCCAGACCUGCUGCCUAUACGAUCUGUGGGGUGCUCAUGUGGACCAUGCUCUUCCUGAUUGGGCUAGUUUUCCCAUUCAUCAUGGUAGGAGGCCUUUCCUGUGCUGCCUCCUGGAAUUUCAACAUUAAAUCUCAAUUAAGACUAUCUUUGAAUGGUCUUGGCUUCUUUCAAUUAGCAAAGUGGAUGAGCUGUUAACAUGAAGAAGAGAAGUACCAACAGAGAGGCUUCAGGAAUGGUGGGCCAUACCUUUGGCAGUAGUAGAGAUGCAGUGGAUCCCCCAACCAUGGUAGCACAAACCUGUAACAUCAACAACAUCUGGUCAACCACAAUCAACUGGAUCUAUGGUAUCAUUCCCUGGAUAACCAGACUAUUAUCCAAGUGGUGAGAAACCCCAGUACCAGCAUAAAACACUAGAACAUGAAAAUGAACCAAUAUUUUCUAGUUUCAAAAGCCAGUAAAUUUGAAAAAGACACUGAGAUAAGCACAAUAAAUCAAACAAAAUGUUAACCAGUUUGGGCACUAGAAAUUACCUAACUUAGCAAUUAUCUCUCAAUGUGUUGGAAAAAAGAAAAAAAAAGCGCUGAGUGCCAGUACCUUAUGUAUAUAAUCCUAGUACUUUAGGAUGCUGAGAUGUGAGGAUUAAGUUCUGAAGCUAGGCUGAGCAGACAAGUCUGUAAGAGUUAUCUCCAGUUAACCUCCAAGGACAAGAACCCUAGGCCACUGUUCUGGCUGUCAAAAGUUCAAGACCAAUUUUCUCUGCUUACUGAAAUUCACUGCAGCUCCUGUAAACAUCCACCAAGGGCCAAGAAUAACUGGAAGAAUAACCAGAAUGACAUCUUGUAUUCCCAUUCUUCUUAUCUGGGUAAAGCAGGAGCACCCAGUUUGGGAUAUUUGAAAAAAGUUUUGGAUAUUCCAAAUACUUAUCUACACUAGGUCCUUUCAAUUUAGCCAUUCUAGUGAGUGUGAUUUUUUUUAUUGUGCCUUAAUUGUGGUCUUGAAAUAUGGAUACUGGGUCUAAGUAAUGCCAUCUUGUCCUCACUGCCAUCUUGGCAUUUUAAUAGAUGAACAGGACUUUCUGAAAACUCUAGGGGUGAAAUUGCACUUUCCUAAACUCACAGGUGAUAGGCAGCUGAAUUCCUAGGUGGGGCAGGGGACUUAAUAGGUUCCCAGACCUGCCAGACCCAUACCAUAAACUCACAAAACUCUUUCCCUGGGACCCUGCCCCCUAACCAUGACCCUAUGUAAGCUUUUCCACCCCUGCUGCCAUUACACCAUGCCUCAUAUCUCCUGACUAUCCUCAGGACAUGUUGGGCAUCUCUCUUCAACUCUGCCUUAGAGUUGAUCUGGUCUGUUGAAAUUGUUUUCUUUAAAACCUUUAUGGCUCAGUUUCCUAACAGUAUUAACUGCAUUCGAGGCUGCAAGUCUUUGGGACAUGAGCCUACCCACACUCACCAGCUUUCUAAUAAAGAUUCCCAAAUCAGCUUCUCAAAAUGUGGCUUCUUGUAUCUCAUGAUCAAAUUCCUUUAUAACGGUAUUUUCUUGAGGACUAAUAGAGUUAACAUAUUUUUAUGUACUCAAUAAGGCAAUUUACAUAUACAUUGCUUCUAUUUUCAUUGGCUUGUCUUACUAUUUUAAAAUUGUAGUAGUAUUUUAAAUAUAUUUUGGGUCCCAGUACUUUAUUGGUACAGGUAUUACAAGUAUGUUCCUUCAGUUUUAGUUUGCCUUUUAAAAUUUUCUUAAGUGCUUAUGAGAAGAAAAUUUUAAUUUUAUAAAAUUCAAUU
Dipodomys ordii (Ord's kangaroo rat) is the source of this 3020-nucleotide messenger RNA. RefSeq names its product solute carrier family 2 (facilitated glucose transporter), member 11 (gene Slc2a11). Bases 13 to 1434 code for a protein of 473 amino acids. Gene Ontology annotation, cellular component: membrane. NCBI's taxonomy places the organism in Eukaryota, Metazoa, Chordata, Mammalia, Rodentia, Heteromyidae. The record is from RefSeq and is a predicted model, not a curated record. Gene Ontology annotation, molecular function: hexose transmembrane transporter activity. The transcript has 12 exons. Gene Ontology annotation, biological process: monosaccharide transmembrane transport.